CCAAGCUCCCCUUCGUCUCCGCCCAACACGGACGUCCGACGUCUCGAACACGGUCGAUGUCGACGGGCCUCAGCAAUGGCCACUCGCCAGAUUCCCAGCCGGACAAACAUCCGCCGGCAGCGUCAGAACUGCCGCCGUGCAACCGGAAGCUGAAGCAGACGGAGGCGAAGAAGCCGGGUGUGUCUAAGAUCGUGGACUGGGAGAUACCCCGCAAGACGUUGCAUUCCUCCAUUGGAUUCCUCACGUUGUAUCUCUACGUGUCCAAUGGCUCAGCGCGCAACGUGGUCGUCGUGCUCACUGCCGGGUUGGCAAUCAUCGUUCCAUGCGACAUCCUCCGACUUCGAUCCGCGCAGUUCGAACGGGUCUACGAACGUGCUGUGGGCUUCCUCAUGCGUGAAAGUGAGAAGAAGAGCACAAACGGGGUGAUCUGGUACAUCCUCGGGGUCAUCUUUGCCCUCUCCGUGUACCCGCUUGAUAUCGCGGUGGUAUCUAUAUUGAUUCUCUCAUGGGCGGAUACCGCCGCUUCCACUUUUGGCCGCCUGUGGGGUUCGCGCACACCAUCGCUCCCUCGUCGCCUCCCCAUUCUCGGUCUCCCGCUCGCAACGCGCAAGUCGCUAGCGGGCUUCAUCGCCGCUGCCCUCACGGGGGCAUUCACUGCUAUUGGCUUCUGGGGAUGGGUUGUACCGACGUUCGGUACCGAAAGUAGGUAUCAUUGGAUAGGAAGGGCCACGGCGAAUCACGGGUCAUCAGAGAGUGUCGGUGGAUGGUUUGGGCUUGCCGUGCUCGGAGUUGUCAGUGGGCUUAUAUCUGGCGUGGCGGAGGCUCUUGACCUUGACUCAUUAGAUGACAAUCUUACUCUCCCUAUAAUUUCGGGUGGCUGCUUGUGGGGAUUCUUCAAACUGCUCGACCUCUUCACGUCGUGGUAGGAACUUAGCUUCGGGACUGGUACUUUGCUAGUGGAUGUAGUGUACCAUCACGCAGAUCUUCGUGUGUUCUCGAUUAAUGUUGCAUUGAUAGAUAUUUUUACAUUCUGGCCAGGCCUGCAUUGAUUCCGGUCGCGAGGCGGAUGUCGCAUAGCGCAAAUAGAAUGCAUAAGCUCAGAUGAUGUCGUGGUCAUUAAAUCCAGUUAAACAAUGUAUGGAAUGGGUAAAUGUCGAAUUAUAAGCGAAUGGUAUACAUGCACACGAGCGAACUGUCUCAUCUUAGGACGUGGAUGGCGCGCCACUG
Molecule: messenger RNA, 1227 nt
Organism: Laetiporus sulphureus 93-53
Lineage: Eukaryota; Fungi; Basidiomycota; Agaricomycetes; Polyporales; Laetiporaceae
Exons: 5
Coding region: 57-926 (289 amino acids)
Biological process (GO): phosphatidic acid biosynthetic process
Cellular component (GO): endoplasmic reticulum membrane
Molecular function (GO): ATP-dependent diacylglycerol kinase activity
Source: RefSeq, a predicted model, not a curated record